Molecule: messenger RNA, 483 nt
Organism: Neoarius graeffei (lesser salmon catfish)
Lineage: Eukaryota; Metazoa; Chordata; Actinopteri; Siluriformes; Ariidae
Gene: dbndd1
Product: dysbindin domain containing 1
Exons: 4
Coding region: 1-483 (160 amino acids)
Biological process (GO): negative regulation of protein kinase activity
Cellular component (GO): cytoplasm
Source: RefSeq, a predicted model, not a curated record
AUGGAGGCUCAGGCAGAUUCCAGUGCUGCAGAGCCCAAUAGACAGAAAGACUUUCAGAAACUUCUCAAGUCGUCCAGCUCUGCUAGUCUCACGACUGAGGCAUCUCACAAUGCAGGAGAGCAAGUUGGAACCCCUGGGCAUCACUGCAGCCAGGUCCUGACCGCAGAGAGACGGCAGCCGCUGAGCAGCGUGUCUUCUCUCGAGGUUCAUUUUGAUCUGCUGGACCUGACAGAGCUGACUGACAUGUCUGAUCAAGAGCUGGGAGAAGUGUUUGCUGAUUCAGAUGAAGAGAAUCACAAUGAAUUGCCAGCAAAUCAUCAGCCACCAUUGCCUCGUUUCCCUCAUGGCGGUUAUGUCCGAUCACCCUCCUGGACACGAGGGUGCAAAGGGGAGCAGCAGCCCAGAGACAGGAAGCAUCAUAGCGACUCUGAGAACACUGAACCUUUGCUAAAGAUCGAGCGUUCCCAAUCGCAGCAGCCCUGA